AUGAGACAAGAAAAAUUAACUUUUUUCAAGAAGUCAUUGCAACAACAACAAUGUGUUAUUUCAGUGGCAGUAUCACAAGAUGCAGCUGUCACAACUGCAUCAUACGAAAUUUGUUACAUACUCGGUAAGCAUAUGAAACCAUUUACUGACGCCGAAAUUCUUUCUGAUUCUACCUGUAUUAGGCGUAUAGAAAAUAUUGCAAAACAUAUUUAUAACCGCAUCAUCGAAGACUUAAAAAAUUGUAAAUUUUUUAGCUUAGCUUUUGAUUCUAGCACUGAUAUUGUAGCCACAUCACAAUGUUCUAUUUUUGUUAGAUAUUGUACUGAACAUAAUUCUAUUAAUGAAGACUUUUUGAAAUUCAUUCCAAUGAAAAAUCAAACUAGAGGCGUCGAUUAUCUUGAUGUGAUAACUAAUUUUUUUGACGACAAUGAUAUUGAUAUUGAAAAAUUGGUUUGUGUGUGCACCGAUGGAUGUCCAUCGAUGACCGGGUGUGAAAAGGGAUUUAUUUCUCUGUUGAAAAAAAAAUAUAAUUUAACAAAUAUCUUGUCAUUUCAUUGUAUUAUUCACCAAGAAAACUUGGCAGCACGCGUCUCUAUUCCAGAAGUAGAUUUAGUGAUGAAAAACAUAAUAAAAAUAGUUAAUUAUAUUCGAGCAAAUGAACUCAAUCACAGAAAAUUUAAAAGUCUUUUAGAAGAAAUGAACAGUAAUUAUAGUGACGUUCUUUUACAUACUUCGGUGCGUUGGCUAAGUAGAGGAAAAGUUCUUGAAAGGUUUUUUACCUUACGAUUAGAAAUUACUGCAUUUUUACGACAAAAUGAUAAAUUUGAUAAAUUUGAUGGACUUGAAAACAAUAAUUGGUGGUGCCUUUUAGCUUAUAUGUGUGAUAUCACAGAAAAACUUAAUGAGCUCAACCGCGGUUUACAGGCUGCCUUAUUCAAAGAAUUUAAAAGAAGAUUUCAGGAUUUAAGAGCUGUAAAGAAUUGCUUUUUACUUAUAGAAAAUCCUCGGCACUUAGAAGUAACGAGUAUAACACAAUUAGUUGCAUUGAUUGUAUCUGAAUAUUCAAAAGUGUUUGAUGAAUUUAUUGAAUUAAAAAAUGAUACAAAUCUCGAAGCUAUUUUCAAAGAGAAGAGAGAACAAAAAGAAUACAUAGAAUUUUGGAAUUUAGUGCCAGGAAAAUACAAAACCCUACAAAAAUGUGCCCACUUUUUGAUGACAAUGUUCACAUCAACAUAUCUAUGUGAAACUUCAUAUUCAAAAAUGAAAUAUGCAAAGAAUGUGUACAGAAAUCGGCUUACUGACUCACAUCUUGACGACUUGUUAAGAGUAGCAUGCAGCAACUACAAACCAGAUAUGUCCAAAAUAGUGAAAAAACUAUCUCAAUUUCAAAAUUCACACUAA
Molecule: messenger RNA, 1401 nt
Organism: Metopolophium dirhodum (rose-grain aphid)
Lineage: Eukaryota; Metazoa; Arthropoda; Insecta; Hemiptera; Aphididae
Product: zinc finger BED domain-containing protein 5-like
Exons: 3
Coding region: 1-1401 (466 amino acids)
Molecular function (GO): protein dimerization activity
Source: RefSeq, a predicted model, not a curated record